Messenger RNA from Gorilla gorilla gorilla (western lowland gorilla), 3360 nucleotides. RefSeq names its product janus kinase and microtubule interacting protein 2 (gene JAKMIP2). The coding region runs from base 335 to 2797 and encodes 820 amino acids. Gene Ontology annotation, molecular function: kinase binding; microtubule binding. The record is from RefSeq and is a predicted model, not a curated record. NCBI's taxonomy places the organism in Eukaryota, Metazoa, Chordata, Mammalia, Primates, Hominidae. The transcript is spliced from 22 exons.
UGCCAUUCAAUAAUGCCCUAAGGAGGAAUCCUAUUCAUCUGGCUCUCUCGAGACAGGAUAUGUGGGAACUCAUAUAGCCAAGCUGCAGACUAACAGAAGCCAUUAAUCCAGUGUCCAUCAUAAACCUCAUCUAUCUGGAGUCUAUGAAAAGGAAGUCUGGAUCCUUGAGAGUCUUCUACCUUAGAGGGCUUCCAGGGCAGCGAUUGAGGAGACCUUACCAAGGAGCACCACACAGUAGAUGCUGAGACAUCGUACUCCAGGAUAAGAAACAGUAACAUGGCAGCACCUGCUUGAAAGAAAUUAAAAACCAACAGACUCCAUUUAGAAAGGAACAAUGUCCAAGAAAGGGCGAAAUAAGGGCGAGAAGCCCGAGGCACUCAUUGUUGCCCUUCAAGCUGCCAAUGAAGACCUCAGGACCAAGCUCACAGACAUUCAGAUAGAGCUGCAUCAAGAGAAGUCCAAGGUAUCAAAGCUUGAAAGAGAAAAGACUCAAGAAGCGAAGAGGAUUCGUGAGCUGGAGCAGCGCAAGCACACGGUGCUGGUGACAGAACUCAAAGCCAAGCUCCAUGAGGAGAAGAUGAAGGAGCUGCAGGCUGUGAGGGAGAACCUUAUCAAGCAGCACGAGCAGGAAAUGUCAAGGACGGUGAAGGUACGUGACGGAGAGAUCCAGAGGCUCAAGUCUGCUCUCUGUGCUCUCCGAGACGGCAGCAGUGACAAAGUAAGGACAGCGCUCACCAUUGAGGCCCGGGAGGAGGCCCGGAAACUGUUUGACACAGAGCGCCUUAAGCUCUUACAGGAAAUUGCGGACCUGAAAACGGCCAAGAAGCAGGUGGACGAGGCUCUGAGCAAUAUGAUCCAAGCAGAUAAAAUCAAGGCUGGGGACCUUCGGAGUGAGCAUCAGUCCCACCAAGAAGCCAUCUCGAAGAUCAAGUGGGAGUCGGAGCGGGAUAUUCGGAGGCUGAUGGAUGAAAUCAAAGCCAAGGACAGGAUCAUCUUUUCCCUGGAAAAGGAACUGGAGACCCAGACAGGCUAUGUACAGAAACUCCAACUUCAGAAGGAGGCUUUGGACGAGCAACUCUUUCUGGUCAAGGAGGCUGAGUGCAACAUGAGCAGCCCAAAACGAGAAAUUCCAGGAAGGGCAGGUGAUGGUUCCGAACACUGCAGCAGUCCUGAUUUGCGAAGAAAUCAAAAGAGAAUAGCUGAACUGAAUGCCACUAUAAGAAAAUUAGAAGACAGGAAUACCUUGCUUGGAGAUGAACGAAAUGAACUGUUAAAACGUGUGCGGGAAACCGAAAAGCAAUGUAAACCUCUCCUGGAAAGGAACAAGUGCCUCGCCAAGAGAAACGAUGAACUGAUGGUGUCCUUGCAGCGCAUGGAAGAAAAACUAAAAGCCGUUACCAAGGAAAAUUCAGAAAUGAGAGAAAAAAUAACAUCCCAUCCACCCCUGAAGAAAUUAAAAUCUCUGAACGACCUCGACCAAGCUAAUGAAGAACAAGAAACAGAGUUUCUAAAACUUCAGGUCAUUGAGCAACAGAACAUUAUUGAUGAGCUCACAAGGGACCGAGAAAAGCUCAUCCGUAGAAGAAAGCAUAGAAGAAGUUCCAAGCCAAUUAAGAGGCCUGUUUUGGACCCGUUUAUUGGCUAUGAUGAGGACUCUAUGGAUUCAGAGACAUCAUCCAUGGCCUCAUUUAGAACAGACAGAACACCAGCUACUCCUGAUGAUGACUUGGAUGAAAGUUUAGCAGCUGAAGAAUCUGAACUAAGAUUUCGACAAUUAACAAAAGAAUAUCAGGCCCUCCAAAGAGCGUAUGCCCUCCUACAGGAGCAGACGGGAGGCAUCAUCGACGCUGAACGAGAAGCCAAGGCUCAAGAACAGCUCCAAGCAGAGGUGCUAAGGUAUAAAGCCAAAAUUGAAGACCUGGAAGCGACUCUGGCUCAGAAAGGGCAGGAUUCACACUGGGUAGAAGAUAAACAACUUUUCAUUAAGAGAAACCAGGAGCUUUUAGAAAAGAUAGAAAAACAGGAGGCAGAAAAUCACCGGUUACAACAGGAACUACAGGACGCCAGAGACCAGAAUGAGCUGCUGGAGUUUCGAAACCUAGAGCUAGAAGAGAGAGAGAGACGAUCCCCUCCAUUUAAUCUCCAAAUUCACCCAUUCUCAGAUGGUGUGAGUGCUCUACAGAUCUACUGUAUGAAAGAAGGUGUUAAGGAUGUGAACAUCCCUGAUCUCAUAAAGCAGCUUGAUAUCUUGGGUGAUAAUGGGAAUUUAAGAAAUGAAGAACAAGUGGCCAUAAUUCAGGCCAGCACUGUGCUGUCCCUGGCAGAGAAGUGGAUCCAGCAGAUUGAAGGAGCAGAGGCUGCCCUACACCAGAAAAUGAUGGAAUUGGAAAGUGACAUGGAACAGUUCUGCAAAAUAAAAGGCUAUCUGGAGGAAGAACUAGACUACAGAAAACAAGCUCUUGACCAAGCAUAUAUGAGAAUCCAGGAACUAGAAGCUACUUUGUACAAUGCUCUACAGCAAGAAACUGUUAUCAAGUUUGGUGAAUUAUUAAGUGAAAAACAGCAAGAGGAGCUGAGGACGGCAGUAGAAAAGUUACGGCGGCAAAUGCUGAGGAAGAGCAGAGAGUAUGACUGUCAGAUUCUUCAGGAGAGAAUGGAGCUCUUACAGCAAGCUCAUCAGAGAAUUCGUGACUUAGAAGAUAAAACAGACAUCCAGAAAAGACAAAUAAAAGACUUAGAAGAAAAGUUUCUGUUUCUAUUCUUGUUCUUCUCUCUUGCCUUUAUUCUAUGGCCUUGAUGUCAAGGUGCCUCUUAAAGAGUAACCGAAAACAUGGAUAAGAUCCCAGGAAGACAAAUGCUUCUAAACCUUCAAAGAUGGCAAAAUUGUUUACACCAGUGAGAGGGAGAUCAAAAGCUAAGAACUACCCUGUAGCCAGGACUACAACUGUGUAUUUUAAAGCCAUUAUUCAAGGUUUCUUACUUGACAGUUCCUACACAACCCUGUUGAAAAUCUACAAUAUAUGCUGCAUUUAAUGAAACAUGUAUAUGUCAAAUCAGAAGAGAAGAACUAUAAACAUAUAUUGUGUAAAGAAAAAGUUCAGCAAUGGAACUAGUUUCUGCAGAUCAAGCAAAGAUGUGUCUUGGGCAUGGAACCAAAGUUACAAUGAAAUAUUCAACCCCUGCUGUGCAGGGGGGUCAUUUUAAUGUAACACCACACCCCAUGGAAACACUAGUCCUCAUAAUAAACAUCAUUUUAAAAGAUCAAAACAAACAAACAAAAAAAAGACAAGGGUGGGUGGGGAGUGAAGCACGAGGAAUACCUAUGAAGAGCUAUUUACAAUAAAAUGUUUCAUUUGAAAA